AUGUCCCCAUCACCAAACGCAGAAUACACAAUUGUAGUUUUCGGAGCUGGUGGCGUAGGGAAAUCUGCUCUAACUAUUCAAUUUGUACAAGGCCAGUUUGUUAAGGACUAUAAUCCCACAAUCGAAGAUGCAUACAAUAAGCGAUUUAGCGUAGAUGGAAGAAUUAUUCAAUUAAAUAUCACAGAUACUGCUGGACAAGAAGAUUUCGCUGCUAUGAGAACCACUUACAUGAGAACAGGAGAAGGUUUUAUUUUAGUAUAUUCCAUUGAAGACCGUUUUUCAUUUGAGGAAGUGGAGAGGUUUUACAAAGAACUGAUCAGAAGCAAAGGUACAGAAAAAUUUACUUGUGUUUUGUGUGGAAACAAAAGUGAUUUAGAAGGUUCAAGAAAAGUUUCUAAAGAUGAAGGUCAGGAACUUGCUAACAAAUUGAACUGCAAAUUUUUCGAAACAUCUGCAAGGAAUGGUCAUAAUAUUAAUGAAACGUUUCAAUACUUGUCUAGAGAAUACUUUAAGAUCCAUGGUGUACCGCAGCCACUAGAUUCUUCAAGUAAGAAAGAGCCUAAUUGUUCAUGUUUGCUUUUAUAA
Molecule: messenger RNA, 585 nt
Organism: Trichomonas vaginalis G3
Lineage: Eukaryota; Parabasalia; Trichomonadida; Trichomonadidae
Product: Small GTPase, Ras-type
Exons: 1
Coding region: 1-585 (194 amino acids)
Biological process (GO): signal transduction
Cellular component (GO): plasma membrane
Molecular function (GO): GTP binding; GTPase activity; GDP binding
Source: RefSeq, a predicted model, not a curated record